This is a messenger RNA of Mytilinidion resinicola, 939 nucleotides long. RefSeq names its product TPR repeat protein-like protein. Bases 1 to 939 code for a protein of 312 amino acids. Gene Ontology annotation, biological process: mitochondrial electron transport, succinate to ubiquinone; tricarboxylic acid cycle; mitochondrial respiratory chain complex II assembly. The transcript has 2 exons. Lineage: Eukaryota; Fungi; Ascomycota; Dothideomycetes; Mytilinidiales; Mytilinidiaceae. The record is from RefSeq and is a predicted model, not a curated record. Gene Ontology annotation, cellular component: mitochondrion.
AUGGCCUCCGCUCGACUUGUCCUCCGUUCUUCUCGGGCCCUCGCGACCUUUUCUCGUCCGUUCUCUUCAUACACUCCCCGCUUCAACCUCAAUGAUCGCGGCCACGACACCACAGAGGAUUACAGGAGAAAGCAAGCUGAGAAAGCUAGCAAUCCUCAUAUGACAAACACCAACUCCACAAUCGCAAAUGAGAUGCCGAAUGUAGGCAACGACGCACCCCCACCCGAGUUCUUAAGUUCGGUCGACCCAGACUUCAAUCCCAAGGACUCGGUUCCCGAGAACACCGAGCGUAUGACUGGUGGUACACAAUCUGGCUCCGAAGCAAGUGGCUCAAAUGCCGAGCUAGGGGUAGGAGAGAUGGAGGGCGCAAAAUUCAAGGUGGAGCCAUUGAGACGGACUGGAGAGGAUUCGAACACGACCCGCGCGAGGUUAUUAUACCAGAGUCGCAAACGGGGAACCCUCGAAAGUGACCUACUCCUCUCCACCUUCGCGGACGCCAACCUGGCGCAAAUGACACCACAGCAGCUCCAACAAUUUGAUCUGUUCCUCGACGAGAACGACUGGGAUAUCUACUACUGGGCAACUCAACAACCGACCCCGACAUCACAAGAAUACGCCGAGGGCUCGGGUCCUGACAUGGCUACUUCUUCUGCACAGGGCGAUGCACCUGCACUGCAAGACGAGUGGAAGAGGGCGCCUGGGACUGGAGAGUGGGCCCAGACCGUUGGCACAUUCAAGCCAGCGUAUCGGCCAGUGCCUUCACGUUGGCGAAACUCGGAAAUCCUCAGUCUUCUCAGGAAGCAUGUCAAGGAUCGGAGCGCUGGAGGUGUGACAGAAGGCGAGGCGGGUGUCAGUGGGAAGGGCCUUGCGCAAGGGGUGAAGGGUACCGGCGGAGGUGGGCUGGGUAUGAUGCCUGAUAUCAAGCAAUUCGAUAUUUAG